AUGGCGAUAAUAAGCGAGAGUGCGGGAAACGUCAGCUUUUAUUGUGGCGAGCCGGUUUCCGUGGCGGCCACCUUCCCCGGGCCGCAGAGCUUCCUGCAGCUGCCGUGGCCUUCGAUACCUCCCUCUGAGGGUUUCACCGUGGGGUUUCAGUUCAGGACCUGGAACAGGGCGGGGCUCCUGCUCAGCUUCGGCCUCCCCCCGCCGGGGGGCGUGGUCUGGGUCUACCUGAGCGAGGCCAGGCUCCGCCUCCAGGUGUACAAACCGGGAAGAGCGGAGCUGGAACUCAGCGCGGGGUCUUCCCUGAACGACGGUCAGUGGCAUUCGGUGGAUCUUAUUUCCAGAAGCGGCCGUCUCACAGUGUCCGUGGACAAAAAGGAAGGGGGUGUUGCCCACGCUAACCCCUCUUUCCCCGUCACCGUAUCCAGCCAACUCUUCUUUGGAGGCUGCCCUCCUGAAGACCACGACCAGGAGUGCCGAAACCCCUUCGGUGUUUUCCAGGGCUGCAUGCGUCUCCUGGCUCUGGAGAACCAGCCCGUGGAUCUGAUCACGGUGCAGCAAAGACUUCUGGGAAACUUCAGCCAGCUGCAGAUGGACAUGUGCGGCAUCAUGGACAGUCGCUGUGAGCACGGCGGCCUCUGCUCUCAGUCCUGGACCGGCUUCAGCUGCAACUGCUCCCACAGCGGGUACACGGGCGCCACCUGCCACAGCCACUGGAGGCGACAGCAGUGA
Molecule: messenger RNA, 729 nt
Organism: Menidia menidia (Atlantic silverside)
Lineage: Eukaryota; Metazoa; Chordata; Actinopteri; Atheriniformes; Atherinopsidae
Source: the annotation of a GenBank genome assembly